AUGAACCGCACGGAGCGCAAGGCCGCGAGGGGGAAUCAAGGCGAGGACAAGUGGACGGGGAAGCGCCGCCUGCUGCCGGAGGCGAACGAGGAGAAGCGCCGCAAGAGGGUGGCCAGGCCGGAGGAGGAGGAGGAACCAGUGGACCUGAUGGCCUUAGUGGCGACGCAGUACCGCGAGAGAUGGGAGUGGAGGUACCGUCGUGGUCGCGAAUCCUACGAGGACGCAACGUCUAUACCACCUAUGCGAUACACCGACGAGCCGCCGCCGCCCAUUAACCGUGUCGGCUGCGCUGACGCUGUGGUCGUCUUCUCGGUGAAGGUGACGGAACUAAGCGAUGGCCUGGAAUGGCCGCUGGAUGUGUACGGCGUUGUCGCUGCCCGGGAUUCUGCGGACCACAAUCGCAACCUCCUCUUCAAGCGCACCAGAGACAACUGCCAGACACUCACCGCAGAGGAUGCCUCUCUGUUGUUGACCGGUCCUAGCCGCGCCAUCAUGAAAGUUAGGGCUGUCGACUAUGAUGUUGAACUAAAAGCGAAGGGUGAAUCCCCGUCUCAAGAUAAGCUCUUGAGCUUUUUUGUCGACAAGAACUACUACACUCCUGGUGAACGUCGCCAAGGAGUUCGCUGCCACACAUGCUCUUCUCAGCUGAGCACAGUGGUGGUGAUGGUCGGACACCUUAAAGAAACGGUGGAGGCUACCAUGACAAUCCGAGUGACCGAGGGAUCCUGGCCCACUCGAUAUCAUGGACGAUUCGCUGCGCGUAUCUCCAACCUUGAUGACAGGGACAUGGUAUUGUUCGAUUCUCGGGACGAAGCGAUAACUGUUAUGAGCAAUGGCACAAUCGAGCUCACGCGUCCUGCUGUUUCGGUGGAAAAAAAUGGAGAGCUGAGGAUUUUGGUGGACGCAUGGCUUGAUGAUGGUGAUCUCGAGGCUGCUUCGGUUGCCAAUGGUGAAGUGUUGUUUGCCCCUAGAAGGUCAGGUAGAAGCAAGGGUGUGUGUGAUGUUGGGUUCUCUAGGAUAGAAGUCACUGUCGCCUGGUCCCUUGUUGUGAACCGGUGA
Triticum turgidum subsp. durum (durum wheat) is the source of this 1059-nucleotide messenger RNA. The record is from the annotation of a GenBank genome assembly. Lineage: Eukaryota; Viridiplantae; Streptophyta; Magnoliopsida; Poales; Poaceae.